Penicillium soppii is the source of this 3018-nucleotide messenger RNA. Its product is annotated as glycoside hydrolase family 35 protein. Gene Ontology annotation, biological process: carbohydrate metabolic process. Gene Ontology annotation, molecular function: beta-galactosidase activity. Lineage: Eukaryota; Fungi; Ascomycota; Eurotiomycetes; Eurotiales; Aspergillaceae. Gene Ontology annotation, cellular component: vacuole. The record is from RefSeq and is a predicted model, not a curated record. The transcript is spliced from 5 exons. The coding region runs from base 1 to 3018 and encodes 1005 amino acids.
AUGGCGCGCCUCUUCAAUUGCCUGCUCUUGCUCUUCGCCUGUCUCGGAGUCUCAAUACAGGCAGAAGACCAAACCCAAUGGCCUCUCCAAGACAAUGGCCUUAACACCGUCGUCCAAUGGGACCACUACAGCUUCCAGAUCAAUGACCAGCGAAUCUUCAUCUUCAGCGGAGAAUUCCACUACUGGCGCAUCCCCGUCCCAGCACUAUGGCGCGAUAUUCUCGAGAAAAUCAAAGCAGCCGGCUUCACGGCUUUCGCCUUCUACUCCAGCUGGGCCUACCACGCCCCGAACAAUAGCACGAUCGACUUCACCACCGGCGCCCACGACAUCGUUCCCAUCUUCGAGCUUGCCAAGGAGCUCGGCCUAUAUAUCAUCGUUCGUCCAGGACCGUAUGUCAAUGCCGAAGCCAAUGCUGGUGGCUUCCCGCUUUGGCUUACUACGGGUGAAUAUGGCACGCUGAGGAACAAUGAUACUCGGUAUACGAAGGCGUGGACCCCGUAUUUCACUGAGAUGUCUACCAUCACUUCGAAAUAUCAGGUUACUGAUGGUCAUAAUUCGAUUUGUUAUCAGAUUGAGAAUGAGUAUGGCAAUCAAUGGCUGUCUGAUGCUUCGCUGCGCGUGCCCAAUGAUACCGCUAUCAAUUAUAUGGAGUUGCUUGAGGCCAAUGCCAGGAAGAAUGGCAUCACUGUUCCCUUGACAGCUAAUGAUCCCAACAUGAACUCCCACUCUUGGGGCAAGGAUUGGUCCAACGAAGGUGGAAAUGUCGAUGUCGCCGGCGUGGAUUCGUACCCUUCGUGCUGGACCUGCGAUUUGAGCCAAUGCACCUCCACCAACGGCGCCUACGUCCCCUUCCAAGUCAUGGACUAUUACAGUUACUUCCAAGAAUCCCAGCCCAACAUGCCAAGCUUUAUGCCCGAGUUCCAAGGCGGUUCCUACAACCCCUGGGGCGGACCUGAAGGCGGCUGUCCCGGCGACAUCGGCGAUGACUUCGCCAAUCUCUUCUACCGCUGGAACAUCGGACAGCGCGUCACCGCCAUGUCUCUGUACAUGAUGUUUGGUGGGCAGAACCACGGCGCGAUGGCUGCGCCCGUCACGGCCACGAGCUACGAUUACUCGGCGCCUAUCUCCGAGGAUCGCUCUAUCUGGUCGAAGUAUCACGAGACAAAAUUGCUGGCGCUGUUUACUCGCUCUGCGGCGGAUCUUACGAUGACUGAGUUGAUUGGUAAUGGAACGCAGUAUACGGACAACGCCGCCGUGAAGGCCUUUGAGCUCAGGAAUCCAGAGACUAAUGCGGCGUUCUAUGCGACUUUCCAUACUAAUACUUCGAUUUCGACUAAUGAGGCUUUCCAUCUGAAGGUUAACACUUCUGUCGGCUCGUUGAAUGUUCCCAAACAUGCUAGUUCUAUUCGAUUGAAUGGACAUCAGUCGAAGAUUAUUGUGACGGAUUUCACGUUCGGUGGAAAGACAUUGCUGUACUCCACUGCCGAGGUUCUUACCUAUGCUGUCUUUGACAAGAAGCCUACCCUUGUGCUCUGGGUUCCGACGGGCGAGUCGGGUGAGUUCAACAUCAAGGGCGCGAAGAAGGGUUCUAUCGAGAAGUGCCAGGGCUGUUCGAAGGUGAAAUUCGUGAAAGAGCACGGCGGCUUGACGACGUCUUUCACACAGUCCAAUGGCAUCACUGUAUUGGAAUUUGACGAUGGCGUCCGAGUCGUUGUGCUUGAUAGGACCUCAGCGUACGAAUUCUGGGCUCCAGCUCUCACGGAAGAUCCAUUCGUUCCGGAGACGGAAAGUGUUCUCGUUCUUGGCCCAUACCUUGUCCGAGGUGCUAAGCUCUCGGGUUCUAAGCUUGCUAUCACCGGUGAUGUCGUCAACGCGACUUCGCUGGAGGUGUUCGCUCCUAAGAGUGUGAAGUCCGUCACUUGGAAUGGAAAGAAGGUCUCGACUCAAUCGACUGAGUAUGGAAGUCUGAAAGCUUCUCUCAAGGCCCCUAAAUCUGUGAAACUGCCGGCUUUCUCUUCAUGGAAGUCGAACGACAGUCUUCCAGAGCGAUUUACGGCAUAUGAUGACUCUGGCGUUGCUUGGGUUGAUGCGGACCACAUGACGACACUGAAUCCCCGAACCCCAACCAGCCUGCCUGUUCUCUACGCAGACGAAUACGGUUUCCACAACGGCGUCCGUCUCUGGCGUGGAUACUUCAACGGCACGGCGACCGGAGCCUUCAUCAACGUGCAGGGAGGAAGUGCCUUCGGCUGGUCCGCCUGGCUCAACGGCGAAUUCCUCGACUCCUAUCUCGGCGACGCCACCAUCUCUCAAGCAAAUCUAACCCUAUCCUUCGCCAACGCAACGCUAAGCACGACAACUCCUAACGUCCUCCUAAUCGUCCACGACGACACAGGCCACGAUGAAACGACCGGCGCCCUCAACCCCCGUGGAAUCCUCGAUGCCAACCUCCUCGGCUCUGAAACUGGCUUCACACACUGGCGUCUGGCCGGCACCGCAGGCGGCGAAUCAAAUCUCGACCCCGUCCGCGGCGUGUAUAACGAAGACGGCCUCUUCGCUGAACGCGUUGGCUGGCAUCUUCCCGGCUAUGAUGACUCGGCCUGGAAGGAAACUAGUACUGGCUCUGUUCUCAGCUUCACGGGCGCUACUGUCCGCUUCUUCCGCACCACUAUUGAUCUCGAUCUGCCUGCUGGCACUGACAUUUCAAUUUCGUUUGUUCUUUCUACGCCCUCCGGUACGGAUAAGUAUCGUGCGCAAUUGUUUGUCAAUGGGUAUCAGUAUGGUCGCUAUAAUCCCUUCAUCGGGAACCAGGUUGUUUAUCCUGUUCCUGUGGGUAUUUUGGAUUAUGCGGGUACUAAUACGGUUUCUGUUGCUGUUUGGGCACAGACUGAGGAGGGGGCUAGUAUUGGUGUUGACUGGAGGGUCAACUAUGUUGCCGAUAGUUCCUUGGAUGUCGCUUCCUUGGACACUAAGGAUUUGAGACCUGAGUGGACUGAAGAGAGGGUGAAAUUCGCUUAG